AUGGUCGGGAGGCCUUUCCCCAGAGCAUACAGCAAUGGCACCAAAAUGUUUAAAUUUUUUCCAAACUCCGCGUCGCGUGCGCGUCAUGGGUCUGGGCGAGCGAGGCCUUUGGGCGCGAAACCUUCGGAGCCCAAUUGUUUUCGUUCCUGCGGCGGCGGCGGCGGCGGCGGCGAGGGACAUGGUGUCAGCGACGCAAAUUGUCGAAGACUUCGACACUUCGGUGUCACUUUGGAAGAUGCUAAACUUAUUGAAAAGUGUUUGGAAUUAUGCAGGGCUUAUGGAGUAGACGGAGAAGGUAUUGCAGCCUGUUGGAUAUCAUUUGCAAGCAAUAAUGGAUAUGAUUCUUUGACACCUGAAGGACUGGACCAUUUUGAGCGUGAAGAACUUACAAAAAAUAAGAAAAUGGUCAUUAAAAAGACGGAGAACUUCCAGAUAUAUGAUGCAUCAACCAUUGAUGAAAUAGCUGGCGAGGAUGAUAAUGACUUGAUUGUAGCUUAUGGAGGAACUCCAACGCCAAAG
Molecule: messenger RNA, 519 nt
Organism: Penaeus monodon (black tiger shrimp)
Lineage: Eukaryota; Metazoa; Arthropoda; Malacostraca; Decapoda; Penaeidae
Source: RefSeq, a predicted model, not a curated record